AUGCCUCAACUGGAUAAAUUCACUUAUUUCACACAAUUCUUCUGGUCAUGCCUUUUCCUCUUUACUUUCUAUAUUGCCAUAUGCAAUGAUGGAGAUGGACUACUUGGGAUCAGCAGAAUUCUAAAACUGCGGAACCAACUUCUUUCACACCAGGAGAACAACAUCCGGAGCAAGGACCCCAACAGUUUGGAAGAUAUCUUGAGAAAAGGUUUUAGCACCGGUGUAUCCUAUAUGUACUCCAGUUUAUUCGAAGUAUCCCAAUGGUGUAACGCCGUCGACUUAUUGGGAAAAAGGAGGAGGAUCCCUUUGAUCUCUUGUUUCGGAGAAAUAAGUGGCUCACGAGGAAUGGAAAGAAACAUAUUCUAUUUGAUCUCGAAGUCCUCAUAUAGCACUUCUUCCAAUCCUGGAUGGGGGAUCACUUGUAGGAAUGACAUAACGCUAAUCCAUGUUCCACACGGCCAAAGAAGCUUCGGUUUUUAA
Molecule: messenger RNA, 480 nt
Organism: Daucus carota subsp. sativus
Lineage: Eukaryota; Viridiplantae; Streptophyta; Magnoliopsida; Apiales; Apiaceae
Source: the annotation of a RefSeq genome assembly